AUGGGGCUUGUCGCUGGGCACCUGAUUGAAUGCGGGAACUACGUGACGGGAGGAAACUUUUGCGGCUUCAAGCGCAUUCAGCCGUACUACAACCUGUCAUAUCCGAUUGCCGAGAUCUUCAAUGACAGGCAUUGCAUUGCCACGAAGCAACCCGGCCAGAAUGGCCCCUCAACGUCGACACUGUUCGGAGAGGGACCGGAUCGCGUGAGCGUCAGUGGAUUCAAGGGCCUUUCUCCUCCGCAAACUCUGAAAGUCGCCAUCCAAGCAUACGCCGGGUACCAGGCCGAGAUCCUCGUGUAUGCCAUCGGCCUCGACAUCCAGGAGAAGGCUCGAUCGUUCGAGACCCAGCUACGCAGAGACCUGGCCUCCAAAGAGCUGCACAAGCUUGACGUACAGAUCCUCGGCGGUUGCGCACCCGACCCCGGGUCUUCGGACGCAGCGACCGCGGUCAUCCGGGUGUUCGCUCAGGCGGCGAAGGAAGAAACGCUGACCAAACGCAACUUCGAGUACCCCCUGAUACAAAACCUCGGCCAGGCAUUCCCCGGCUUUACGCCAAACCUCGAAUACGCGCGUACUGGCCAGCCGCGACCGUACCUCGCUUACUUCCCAGCGCUGAUCGAUCGGUCCAAGGUCGAUAUGAAAGUACACUGGGUUGGCUCGCAGGAUUGCAUCGCAGUUUCUCACUCCAUCGGGACGACAAGCGGCCCUAACGAAGUAGUCCAGGAGAACUACGAGCCCACGAACCCCGUAGGACUGGACGCGUUCGGGCCAACGGUCAGAGUUCCUCUAGGGCACAAGGUCUUCGCGCGGUCCGGGGAUAAGGCCGCCAACGUCAACAUCGGCUUCUUCCCGCAAGGGGAGUCACAGGAAGAGUGGGAUUGGCUCCGUUCUUUUCUAACGACUCAGAGGUUGAUCGAGCUGCUUGGGGACGAUGCUCGGACUGUGUCUAGAAUCGAGCGCACCGAAUUCCCAAGAAUCAAGGGCGUCCACUUUGUCCUCUUUGACCUUCUGGGAGGCGGCGUGACAGACACAUCGAGGCCUGAUAGCCUUGGCAAGGGCCUUGCUGAGUUUGUCCGGGCGAGGAUUGUCGACUACCCAGUAAAUCUCUAUUCUUUGCCUACAAUAUAG
Phialemonium atrogriseum is the source of this 1128-nucleotide messenger RNA. RefSeq lists its product as uncharacterized. NCBI's taxonomy places the organism in Eukaryota, Fungi, Ascomycota, Sordariomycetes, Cephalothecales, Cephalothecaceae. The transcript is spliced from 4 exons. The record is from RefSeq and is a predicted model, not a curated record. Bases 1 to 1128 code for a protein of 375 amino acids.